GCGUUUGAAGGAGCGAGCGCUGAGGGAGCCCUCAGUGAGCCCGCCCGGAGGAACCGCUGGGGAGAGAACCCGCAAAAAAUAACCCGCAAUAAGCAAUAAAUAACCCGCAAUAAGUAACAAGAACCCGCUGAAGAGAGAACCCGUAGUAAGGAACCCGUAAUAAGAACCCGCUGAGGAGAGAACCACAGAACCACCAAUGGCGCCCAACAAGAAAAAGGGCAACUCCGGCGCCCGCCGCCGCAAAAUGGAGGCGUUCCUCCAAGACUUCGACAGAGAAGUGGAGCGGCGGCUGAAGCGGAUCGAGGCGGACGGGGAGCGCAUGGUGCAAGAAGUGGAGCACAUGUACGACAUGGCCAUCCUGAGGCUGCCGGCCGCCAUCCGCGACAUGAACUGGCUGGACUUCUUCGCAAGAGGUGAAAACACACUGGAGGAUGUGGCUAAGGCAGACACGGAAAUAAUGAAAAUCCGCAGGCUGAGCACAGAUAGCGUCGAUCCCCUGUUGGAUAUUGCUGAGAAGGUGAGUAGAAUCAAAAGGAGUGUUGAAGGCGAUGAGGAAGCAGAGCCUCCAUCACUUCCACGGCAGAAGAGAUCUCGACUUGCCAGCCAGUGUCCUUCAGAGGCUGAGAGUGGGGAUGUAAGGACUGCCAAGGUGAAGGCAUCCACCAAAAAACCACGUGUGGCCAGAAGACCUCCCUCAGCGAGACUGAAGGGCAUGAACAAGAGAUCAAGCAAAAACAGUUUCAUCACUCCAGCUUCUGGCAGAAUGGUUGAUAUGUGUGCUCAGGGAGGCACCUCCAUGGUUACACCCAGAUUUGAUCCCAGGAUGUUCAAGACGCCGGGGCUGCGCACUCCCGCCAUCAACGAGCGCGUUUACACCUUCUCUGCCAAGGGCAGCCCCCUGGCUGAGCCUGAGGAUGUCAUCCUCACCCUGCCCCUCGGUGGGGGAGAGAGCAUACGUUUGACAGAAAAGGAUCUGACCAAGAAGAAUUUCCUUCAGCUGAACCCCAAGGCCCAAGGGCUCAUGCAGAAGCUGUCAGUUUGUCUCACACAGGCUUGCAACGAGGCAAAAUUGCCCCUGGAUGGAAGUCAGUGAGCAAGACAUCCCUCCGUAGUUCUUGUUUUUAUUUGUAUAUUUCUUUUAUUGAUAUGCAGAAUGGAAGCUAAAAACUAGUUAUUUUACUAUGGUGUGUAAUGGGAGAAAAAUGAAUGGAACUUUGGAGAGAAAUAAAAUUAAUUUAAAAUUUCCUUUAAGGUUGAAACCAUGACACUUCUCUUGGGCUUGCAGAUUAGCAAGUGGGCAGAAAGCCUGAUGGUUGUCAUGUUAAGGGCCAUGUUCAGAGUAAAGAACUCUGCUUCUCUCUAA
This is a messenger RNA of Melospiza georgiana, 1363 nucleotides long. It is a transcript of the gene CDCA8, whose product is annotated as cell division cycle associated 8. The transcript has 10 exons. Gene Ontology annotation, cellular component: spindle midzone; chromosome, centromeric region; chromosome passenger complex. Lineage: Eukaryota; Metazoa; Chordata; Aves; Passeriformes; Passerellidae. Gene Ontology annotation, biological process: mitotic sister chromatid segregation. The record is from RefSeq and is a predicted model, not a curated record. The coding region runs from base 197 to 1093 and encodes 298 amino acids.